Molecule: messenger RNA, 2962 nt
Organism: Oncorhynchus keta (chum salmon)
Lineage: Eukaryota; Metazoa; Chordata; Actinopteri; Salmoniformes; Salmonidae
Gene: masp1
Product: MBL associated serine protease 1
Exons: 9
Coding region: 893-2830 (645 amino acids)
Biological process (GO): complement activation; zymogen activation
Cellular component (GO): blood microparticle; extracellular region
Molecular function (GO): calcium ion binding; serine-type endopeptidase activity
Source: RefSeq, a predicted model, not a curated record
UAUAUUUUGAUUUUCUAAAACACUUUUUUUGGUUAUUACACGAUUAUAACACGAUGUGUUAUUUCAUAGUUCUGAUGUCUUCACUAUUAUUCUACAAUGUAGAAAACAGUAAAAAUAAAGAACCUUUGAAUGAGUAGGUGUCCAAACUUUUGACUGGUACUGUAUAUACUUUAUUUAUUUAUUCUCAAAAGUAGUGCACUGGGCCUUUACUAGUCCUGUAGGUAUUUUUUAAAAAUCCCCAGUUCAGAAAGUCCCUCCCUAUUUCAGUCAGGUUUCCUCGGUUUGACAUCUAUUGAAUAUAUGACAUAGAUGUUUGCCUCACAAGUAUGUUUGUGUGAGAGAGAAAAGCGGGGUAGAGUGAUAGGGUAAAAAUUAAGAGGAUACAAUGCCAAGUCAACUGAGUCCUUGAAACUUUUGCAACAGAAGUGGAUGUCAUCUACAGUUAAGCCUGAGACCUGCAGACUUGUGUUAGCUGCCCAAGGUAAUUUCUAGGCUUUAGGUCAACGGGCUAAAACAAUGGUGCCUAAAAUCCUGGAUUAAUCCAGUCAUCACAAAUACAUACUAUCCAAACAAAGCCAGUGCAAAUACUAGACAUCGAAGAUAAAGCAAAACAAAAACAAUGCAGGUCCUUCCACCCUGGAAUCUUGUAAAUGCAAUCGUAUUUGAUGGAAGAUGUAUAGUCUUAUUUAAAGCAAUAGACUACUGCCUCUGCUAGAAGUGGAAUAUUGGUUACACAACUGCCGUGUUGUCCCAGUCUCCAGCUGAUCCCAUUCUGAAUGUUGCGCAUGCGGUUGGUAGAAAUGACGUGCACACUGGUUGGGGAAGUGUGUUCGUGUUUGUGCAGGGAUGUCUUGUUCAAAGAAGCUCAGCUGUUUCGCACAGUAAGCGUAUCAUGGCUGCAACUUCGGCAAUGAUGGGAGUAUUACCGUUCCUGUUAGACCUACUGUCCAUGGUCCCCGCUGGAGCUCAGGUAAUUUGUCUGAGUGACAUGUAUGGCACGAUCAACUCCCCGAACUUUCCAGAACCCUACCCUAAAGAGUCCGAGGUCCGCUGGAACAUAAGCGUUCCCGACGGGUUCCAAAUCAGACUUUACUUCCUGCACUUCGACCUAGAACCCUCCUACCUCUGUGAGUACGACUAUGUCAAGGUGGAGGCUAAUGGAGAGGAGCUGGCAGUGUUCUGUGGGCGCGAGGACAGUGACACAGAGCAGGUCCCAGGAGAGCAGGUCAUCAGCUCCCCUCGGAGCUCCUUCAGUGUCUCCUUCCGGUCCGACUUCUCCAAUGAGGAACGCUUCUUGGGCUUCGAGUCCCACUACAGCGCUGUCGAUGUGGAUGAGUGUAGGGACAGGAACGAUGAAGAUCUGGCCUGUGACCAUUUCUGCCACAACUACAUCGGUGGCUACUACUGCUCCUGUCGCUAUGGCUACCUGCUGCAUUCUGACAACAGGACAUGUCGAGUGGAGUGCAGUGAUAAUGUGUAUACGGAGCGGUCAGGGGUGCUUUCCAGUUCCGACUUCCCCAACCCCUACCCCAAAAGCUCUGACUGCCUGUACCACAUUGAGCUGGAAGAUGGAUUCCUGCUCAGCCUGGAGUUUGAUGACACCUUCGACAUUGAGGACCACCCUGACGUCACCUGUCCCUACGACUAUGUCAAGGAUGGAGAGGAACUGGAGCACUUUCAGAUCGAGUGUCAGAAAGAUGGCUCAUGGAACAGUUUUGUCCCACUUUGUGAAAUGGUGGAUUGUGGGACUCCUGGGGAGGUUGCCAUGGGUGACGUCAUCUUCGAGAGCUCUAGCAACAGCACCCUGUUCGGUUCUAUAAUCCAGUACAUCUGCAAGGAAUCCAUGUACCAGAUUCACCCCAAGAUCAACAGUAUGUACACCUGUGGAGAGAAGGGAGAGUGGACCAACUCAGAACAUGGGACUAAAACUCCUACCUGUUUGCCAGCAUGUGGGGAGCCGUCCCAGCCCUUCCCAGCACAGAUUAAGCGUAUCGUUGGGGGGCGUAGCACUGUGCCAGGUCUCUUCCCCUGGCAGGUCCUCCUCACCGUGGAAGACAUGUCCCGUGUCCCGGAGGACCGCUGGUUCGGGAGCGGUGCCCUGCUCUCUGAGUUUUGGGUCCUCACCGCCGCUCACGUCCUGCGCUCCCAACGCCGCGGCGCCACUGUAGUGCCUGUGGCGCCCGAACACGUCCGAGUCUACCUAGGCCUGCACGACGUCCGUGUCAAGCAAAACGCCACCAACCGCUCUGUGGAACAAGUCAUCCUCCACCCUCACUUCGACCCUCGAAACUACAACAACGACAUCGCCUUGGUCAAGCUGAGUCAGGCGGUGCCAGUGGGGGAGCUGGUGCGGCCCGUCUGCCUGCCCCCUCCCCAGGGCAAAGACAGGCCCCAGAGCCCCCAGCUCAACACCCUGGGCCUGGUGGCCGGCUGGGGCAUCUCCAACCCCAAUGCCUCUGUGGCCGCUGACAUCACCGCGCUCUCCUCUGACCUGGGCAUGGUGUCGGACGUGCUGCAGUAUGUCAAGCUGCCUGUGGUGGCACAGGAGGAGUGUAAGGCCAGCUAUGCAUCACGCUCCAUCAACUACAACAUCACUGACAACAUGUUCUGUGCCGGCUUCUAUGAGGGUGGGCGCGACACGUGCCUGGGGGACAGCGGGGGGGCAUUCGUGAUGGAGGAGCCCGGAAGCGGGCGCUGGGUGGCCCAAGGCCUGGUGUCAUGGGGGGGCCCGGAGGAGUGUGGGAGCCAGAGGGUUUAUGGAGUUUACACCCGGGUGGCCAACUACGCCGAUUGGUUGCAGAGCCAACUGGGGACGGGGCCGUGGUGGUGAGAGGGAAUAAGGGGGCUCAGUUACAUCCCGAUGACAAGCAAUUUCCAUGUCAAACUCGACUUGAAAUCCUUGUGCAUUCUUAUAUGAUGAACUCCAAUGUAUCAUUCCCCUCUGUUCAACCUGUCCCCUAUC